Molecule: messenger RNA, 906 nt
Organism: Geodia barretti
Lineage: Eukaryota; Metazoa; Porifera; Demospongiae; Tetractinellida; Geodiidae
Source: the annotation of a GenBank genome assembly
AUGUACAAAAUCGGUCUCAUCCCUGGCGAUGGAAUCGGCCCCGAAGUGACGCGAGAAGCAAUGAAGGUCUUCGGGGCAGCAGCCGAACAAGCCGGAAUCCAAUACGAAACAGUCGAAUAUGAUGUCGGCGGCGACCGGUAUCUUGCAACCGGCGAAGUGUUGCCGGAUUCAGUUUUAGAAGAACUCCGAGGUUUAGACGCUAUCUACCUCGGCGCAAUCGGGCACCCCGAUGUCAAACCCGGUAUUUUAGAGAAAGGCAUUCUGCUCAAAGUCCGGUUUGAACUCGAUCUCUACAUCAACCUCCGCCCCGUCAAACUCUACCCCGGUGUCCCAACGCCCCUGAAAGACAAGGGACCUGAAGAAAUUGAUUUCAUCAUUGUUCGCGAGAAUACCGAAGGCUUAUACGCUGGCAUCGCAAACGUCCUCACCUACGCACACGAUCUGUGGCGCCGCGUCUUUGACGAGGUAGGGGAAGAUUACCCUGAUAUCAAGAAAGAAUAUGCCUUUGUCGAUGCGACAACAAUGUGGAUGGUGAAAAAUCCGGAGUGGUUCGAUGUCAUUGUGACAUGUAACAUGUUUGGAGACAUUAUCACCGACCUCGGUGCGAUGAUUCAGGGAGGCAUGGGGGUCGCCGCAUCCGGCAACCUGAACCCAGAAAGCGUCGCUAUGUUUGAACCGAUUCACGGCUCAGCACCACGUUACACCGGCAAAAAUCAGAUUAAUCCCAUCGCUGCGAUAGGCGCAGCUGGAAUGAUGCUCGACCACCUUGGGUAUGCAGAAGCGGCAACAAAAGUAGAGAAAUCUAUCAGUGACCUGCUCGCAAGCGGAAAAAUCAAGGAUCUGGGUGCCGGACGAAUGGGCUACACCACUGAGGAAGUAGGCGACCUUGUUGCAGAAGGGUUGUAA